UUUUGGGGCGUAACUUUACAGUGUUUGUGUUUUUCAGAGCGAACAGUGUACAGUGCAGCCAUUUCUCUCCUCGGAGUCUCCCUGUUCUUUAGCAUUGCUGAAGCUCAGUACUUCUGUCUGGCAGUGCGCACUUAGGAAUAACUCCGAGUUCACGUAGAUCUCUCUAGAAGCUCCUCGGCUGGUUCUCCUGCCAGCUGAACCUCGUCGGGAUGGACCCAGCAAGCCGUUACCAAGUGUUGCACAAUGAGGACGACUCUUCAGAGGCGUCUACCAGCGAGCAGCAGCCGUGCACGUCCGCAGCAGCAGUAGCAGCAGCAGCAGCAGCCACACAGGCUGGCGCGUGCAGCCAGGACCAGAGCGAGGCCCAAGCUCAGGCCUGCGCUGCUCCUGCCCUCGCAGCAGGAGAGCCGUCAUGUUCGAGGAUUCAGGGGGAAACUGACGCACCUCCGCCCCCCUACGCUUUUAUCGACCUGGGAGCGACUGCUGCAUCGCCUGAGUCUAGUUUCCAACCCGACUUCCCAGUGCCUCCUCCCUACAGCGUUGCAACCUCACUGCCCACAUAUGAUGAAGCAGAGAAGGCCAAAGCGGCUGCCAUGGCUGCCUCGACUGUGGAGGUGAUGCCUCGGGACGAUGAAUUCCCACCCAGAGAUGAUUUCAGUGACGCUGAUCAGCUACGAGUUGGGAAUGAUGGGAUCUUCAUGUUGGCCUUUUUCAUGGCCUUCCUGUUCAACUGGAUCGGGUUCUGCUUGUCCUUCUGUCUGACCAACACCAUCGCCGGACGAUACGGAGCCAUCUGCGGCUUCGGCCUCUCCCUCAUCAAGUGGAUCCUCAUCGUCAGGUUCUCGGACUACUUCACCGGAUACUUCAAUGGUCAAUACUGGCUCUGGUGGAUCUUCCUGCUGCUGGGCCUGCUGCUCUUCUUCAGGGGAUUCGUGAACUACCUUAAAGUCCGCAACAUGUCCGAGAAUAUGGCCACCUCCCACAGAACACGCCUCUUCUUCCUCUACUAAAAGUUUCUUUACCGUCGCCAUUCCUUUCCAAUGUGAAGUUCCUUCCCUCCCCCUCGAAUGACCUGACCGAGGAGCCUUGCAGUGAAGAGAGGAGACAGGGGAAGGAAUGAAGGAAAGACGUAGGAAGCAAAGCAGUCUCAUUAAAAACAUAACAAGACUCACAAAAAAACCGAGCCCCAAACAGGUCUUUGAUGAUCAGAUCUCCUCCCCGGCUUUGUUUUCGUGUGUUUUCAUUUCCCUUUGAUUCAAAGCUCUCAACAAAGUCUGUUCCACCAAACACUCACAAAUGUGUCUCCCAAGAGUCCUUUAAAGGCGUCUAACCUUCAGCCGACCCUCAGUUUGAAGAUCCAAAAAGCAGAAUUAUUUUAAGACGGCGACACAGGAAAUAAAAGCACAACUGAACGAUGAAUGAAAUCCUAUUGGAAGUGGAACCGGGACUUUUGGGGACCUGGAUCAAACACGGGUCCCCAAACUAAACGCAGCUUAUUCGCCCUCGUUUUGCCAUUCCGCCUUUCUGUUUCAGGGCGUUCCGAACGAGUCUUACUUCCUGUGUGAUGUGGCGUUUUGAAAACAGGCAUCCACCCUAAAAAAAAUUGGAAACUGCAAUUUGAAGGAUGCCCACCUGGGGGGGGGAAAGCACGCGCGUACACGCACAGGUCAGUUUACAUAUCACAGAUCCUGAUGCAUUGUAGUGCUUUUAAAGCAAACUCGACCUUUGUUCCUGAAAGACGAAACGAGAAUUUAGUUCCACUUUUCAUCUUUCUGUUACAACUUCUUCGUUCGCUAAGCCCCGCUAGCGCCGGACUUUUAACGUCUUUAAAACCUCCGAGCUUUUGAACAAAACAAAUUCCACCAGAUCCCGUGUCCGGUCCUGUCUCUGACCCGUCAGAUGUGUUAACUUCCACUGGAUCCACUCCGUUGCGAUCAGACACGCGAGACUUCUGUGUUUGCCGGAUGAUGCAGCACGACGCAUCAAUCUCAACAGAGCACAUGGAGCGGGACAGGAAGUCAGACGCCACAACAAUAUGACAACAUCCGGUUAAUUUUCAGAAUAAAACACCAGAUCGUAUUUCACUUAAAUACAACAACAAACAGUCAUGAUGAGCAGAGCCAGGCCUGGAGUCAACAGGUCAGAGGUUUUCAGAGGACUAGAAAGACAACAUGGAUGAGGAGGAGGAGGAGAAUCCUUGAUUCAGUGAAAACCUCAGGUCACAUGACUCCAGCUUGUCCGGCGGUCCUGCUCGACACGGAUCUGGUGGAAUCAUUGCGAGAAACUAAAAACAGGCUCAAGCUCCAAAAUGUGCACAAGAGGAUCUCCCUCCAAACGCACUUCUCUCGACUCACCUGUAAGCCAUUCGGACGUUUGAACCUAUGCACGGCGCAAUUUGAGAUUUCGCACGCAUCAAAAGCAAAUACAACAACAAACCAGAAUCAGUAUGUAUCUCAAUCUGGGGCUCAGUUCUUUCCUGUAAACAUGUAACAACAGUCUCUUCUUUCCCAUCUCUGCUUUGUUUCAGGCAAAACAGCAUCUGUAAGCUAAAGAGGAGCUUUUCAGUAAUCGCUCCUUGAAUAAUCAGUGUUUUGUUUCUUUUUAAAGGCCGCUUCAGAGAUAAGUGGCCCUGAGCUUGGACUGUGGAAGAGCUUAGCCUCUUGUGCUUUGGAAUUGGAUCAGCAUUUAACAUGCAUUGCAGUAGGUAGGUAGGUAGGCCAACUCGAGUGAUGCUCCACAGAGAGUCAUAUGCAAUUGAGGUAUUCGUGUCGACCUCCCAUGGUAGAGCUUAGACCUGCUCCCAUGUUCAGGUCAAGCAGUGUUUGUGUUUACUUCACUCACUUGCCAACGGAAGCGUUUUAAAUCAACCAGAGAAAAAUGCAACGCAAUAAAACCAAUGAAAAACGUGAGCGGUCAUGCAUGUGGUGCAUGAUUUAGAGAACCCCCCGACUUGUACCUCCUCUCUGGGAUUUUCUGAUUAGACUAGAUUAAAAUUCCUAAGGCUGGUGUUUGAUGAAGUCCCUUGACUGAGCAGCGACGACGUCAGGGGGCCACACUGACGGUCCAGCAUGAGGGUCUUCGAGCUCGUACCCCCUUGAGAAUGGAGCCUAAACUGGACAAAGAUAGACGUUUUUAUUUUAGUUUUUUAACUGUCAUCUAGAAAAUGAAAUGUAAAUACCAGCUUAUGCCAAUUCAUAAUAUUUGCACUUUGAAGAAUUUCUGUACAGUAUGAUUCGUGGAUCUGCUUCACUUGGCGUGACGGGGGGAGAGAAAAACGUUAUCUUAGCCAUCCAAGUUCUUAACUGGAAUUCUUAAUCAUCCCAAAUGGAGAAAUUGCCUUUGCACUUUUUAUUUUUCAAAUUGAUAAUAUUGUUAUUGUGUGUCUAUUUACAUCACUUUUAGCCUGAACUGUGACCGCUGCAGUAUCGCUCUUUCUCUUUCUCCUUCUUUUUUUUUUAUGCUUUUCGUUCUCCUAAGCCUCUUUCAGCAAUAUCAUGAUCUUCUGACAAAUUAAAGCUCUGCUGCAUGAUUUGUCCACCUGAAUGAGUGGGGUAAAAUUAGGAUUAAUCAAGUACUAGUACGUUUCUUUGUUUGUAAAUAAAUGAAAACAAAAAACCAGACAGCAGCCAAAGUAUUUUUUUUUUUUUGUUUUGUCUGAGGUAAUCCUUGUAACAUCCUAUGAAACAGUUGUUAUGCAUUUAUUGUAACUGGAAUUCAGUGGACAGAAUGUCUUGCAAAAUGCCAAUAAAAUUAAAAAGCCUGCCAGUUAA
Molecule: messenger RNA, 3770 nt
Organism: Notolabrus celidotus (New Zealand spotty)
Lineage: Eukaryota; Metazoa; Chordata; Actinopteri; Labriformes; Labridae
Gene: ndfip2
Product: Nedd4 family interacting protein 2
Exons: 8
Coding region: 210-1010 (266 amino acids)
Biological process (GO): vacuolar transport; positive regulation of protein ubiquitination; ubiquitin-dependent protein catabolic process
Cellular component (GO): endoplasmic reticulum; Golgi apparatus; perinuclear region of cytoplasm
Molecular function (GO): WW domain binding
Source: RefSeq, a predicted model, not a curated record